UCUCGUGGCUCGGGGCGCCCGGCGAGGAUGGGCUGAUGGGCUCGGGGCCGCCCGCAGGAUGCGCUGCGCGGCCGGGCUGCUCUGCCUGGCCGCCUGGCUGUGCGCGGGGGGCGCCCGCAGCUGCCCCGCGCAGACCCCCCGCUGCAAGUGCGUGGGGGAGCGGCCCAAGGGGCUGGGCCUGUCCGGCGCGGCCCGCAGGAAGGUGAUCUGCAGCGCCGAGGAGCUGCCCGAGCCGCCCGACCCCCGCCUGCUGCCCAACACCACGGUCACCCUGCUUUUGAGUAACAACAAGAUAACAGUGCUGAAGAAUGGCUCUUUCUUCGGACUGCGUGCUCUCGAGAAGCUGGACCUCAAGAACAACUUGAUCAGCACAAUCCAGCCUGGCGCGUUCCUUGGCCUCUCGGAGCUGAAGCGCCUAGACAUCUCCAACAACCGCAUCGGCUGCCUCAGCGCCAGCGUCUUCCAGGGACUCACCAACCUCCUUCGGCUGAACGUGUCAGGGAAUAUUUUCUCCAGCCUCCAGCCCGGCGUCUUUGAUGAGCUGCCAUCUCUGAAAGUCGUUGACUUUGCCACCGAGUACCUGACGUGCGACUGCAACCUGCGCUGGACGCUGCCCUGGUCCAGGAACCGCUCGGCUCAGAUUUCCGACAAGACGCUGUGCAUCUACCCCAGCCCCCUGCAUGCCAAGCCACUGAGGAGCGUCAGGGAGAGCCAACUGCAGUGUGUGGGCGCUCCGGAGCUGCACACCCACCACCUGAUCCCUUCGCUGCGGCAGGUGGUGUUCCAGGGCGACCGCUUGCCCUUCCAGUGCACAGCCACCUACCUGGACAGCAGCACCCGCAUCCGGUGGUACCACAACCGGGUGCUGGUGGAGGGGGACGAGCAGACUGGCAUCAUCCUGGAGGAGAGUCUCAUCCAUGACUGCACCUUCAUCACCAGUGAGCUCAUCCUCUCCAACAUCCACGUCUCUGCCAACGGCGAGUGGGAAUGCGCCGUCUCCACCUCCCAGGGCAACGUCAGCAAGAAGGUGGAGAUCGUGGUGCUGGAGACGUCGGCCUCGUACUGCCCGGCCGAGAGGGUCACCAACAACCGUGGGGACUUCAGGUGGCCCCGCACCUUGGCCGGCAUCACUGCCUACCAGUCCUGCCUGCAGUACCCCUUCACCUCGCUGGCCGCGAACGGGGGCCCCGCAGCGGAGAAGCAGGCGUCGCGGCGCUGCGAACGUAUGGGACGCUGGGAGGAGGGCGACUACUCGCACUGCCUGUACACCAACGACAUCACCCGCGUGCUCUACACCUUUGUGCUGAUGCCCAUCAAUGCUUCCAAUGCCCUGACGCUGGCGCACCAGCUGCGCGUGUACACAGCUGAGGCUGCCAACUUCUCCGACAUGAUGGACGUCAUCUAUGUGGCCCAGAUGAUCGAGAAGUUCAUUGGCUACGUGGACCAGAUCAAGCAGCUCCCGGACGUCAUGGUGGAGAUGGCAAGUAACAUGAUGCUGGUGGACGACCACAUCCUGUGGAUGGCUCAGAUCGAGGACAAGGCCUGCACCCGCAUCGUCCGCUCCGUGGAGAAGAUCGCGGGCUACGUGCUCAGCAGCAACUCGCAGCAUGUGGCCGUGAACUCGAGGAACAUCGCCUUCGAGGCCUACUUGAUCAAGCCGGAGAGCUACACGGGGCUGAGCUGCACGGCCUUCCAGAAGCGAGACAGCGGGCGCCCGUCGCUGCAGGAGCAGGAGGCCGAGCCCCUGGCUGACCAGCAGCUGAAGUUCAGGUGCACCACAGGCCAGCCCAACAUCUCUCUGGCCAACUUCCACAUCAAGAACAGCAUCGCUCUGGCCUCCAUCCAGCUGCCCCCCAGCCUGUUCUCCGCCUCGGCCCCGCUUUCCCUGCCCCAGGCCUGCAAAGUCCAAUUCCUGGUGUUCCGGAACGGCAAGCUCUUCCGCAGCACCGGCAACUCCUCCCGCCUGGCCGACAACGGCAAGCGCCGCAGCGUGGCCACCCCCGUGAUCUACGCCGGGACACAUGGCUGUGGGGUCAGUAACCUCACCGAGCCCGUCACUGUCUCGCUGCGCCACUUCAGGGAAGGAGCCGACCCCAUGCCUGCCCACUGGAACUUUGAGGUGCUGGGGGGCAAUGGGGGCUGGAGCGCCGAGGGCUGUCAGCUGGCCCACCAAGAGCCCAACAUCACCACCCUGCUCGGCCGGCACCUGAACAACUUUGCAGUGCUCAUGGAACUCAGCAAUUUCCCCAGUGAGGCAGCAGGCCCAGCUGAGGUUCUGCAUCCUGUUCUUUACACCUGCACUGCCCUCCUGCUGCUGUGCUUGUUCACUACCAUCAUCACUUACAUCAUCAACCACAGCACCAUUCAUAUCUCCCGGAAGUGCUGGCACAUGCUGCUUAACCUCUGUUUCUACAUCGCCAUGACAUCAGCUGUGUUUGCGGGAGGCAUCACUCUGACCAACUACAUGAUUGUCUGCCAAGCAGUUGGCAUCAUUUUGCACUACUCCUCCUUAUCCACUCUUCUGUGGAUGGCAGUGAAGGCCAGAGUCAUCUACAAGGAGGUGACGUGGAAGGCGCCGCAGCAGCAGGAAGGGGACGUGCCCCAGCCAGCCCCUCGGCCCAUGCUAAGAUUCUAUCUGAUUGCUGGCGGGAUCCCCCUCAUCAUCUGUGGGAUCACAGCGGCUGUCAAUAUCCACAAUUACCAGGAUAACAACCCCUAGUAAGUGCUACAGGAGCAGUGAAUUGUUCCUCCCUUACCUGCCUCCUUCUUCAGGCACUAGUGCUUAGCCGUAAGGGAGGAGAGGAGGCCUGGUCAGGAAAGGCUGAUGUUGCAGCAGUGUAGAUCAGAGACAUGCAGAGAAGCGAAAACCCACCGUGCCAGGACAUGAUCCACUCUUAUUUCAAGACCAGGGCAGGUCAGAAAUCAUUACCUGGGCUCUUGCAUAUCCUAUAGCUGCAGCUUAAUGUUAUCCUCAGGCUGCUAGAGAAUGGCUUCCCGACAGCAUCAGCACCCAUAGCAAACAGCUGCUGGAAAGUUUGUAA
Molecule: messenger RNA, 3041 nt
Organism: Mauremys reevesii (Reeves's turtle)
Lineage: Eukaryota; Metazoa; Chordata; Testudines; Geoemydidae
Gene: ADGRA2
Product: adhesion G protein-coupled receptor A2
Exons: 18
Coding region: 59-2719 (886 amino acids)
Biological process (GO): positive regulation of canonical Wnt signaling pathway; central nervous system development; G protein-coupled receptor signaling pathway
Cellular component (GO): plasma membrane; Wnt signalosome
Molecular function (GO): protein binding; G protein-coupled receptor activity
Source: RefSeq, a predicted model, not a curated record